GUGAUAGCCGUGAUUAACUCCAGAGUAAGGAUAGAUCUCCAAUACAGGCUGACACGUAUCUUGACAGUUGCUCCGCCCACACGAUUAGUAUAAUAAUCAGCUCUAGUGAUGUCGAUUUCAGUAUAACCACGAGAGUACAAUUAAGAAUAGGAAUAUGUUCGUUUGUGCCGAUCCAGCUCGGACUUUGGCCGCAGUAUCAAUGGCAACGAAACAACCGAUGAAGGUACCAACAAUUACGGCGGUACCAAGCCCGGCAAAUAUGUUCAUGGCUUUGCCAAUGUUAAAUUUCACACCACAACAAGUUGCACAAGUUUGCGAAACUUUGGAAGAAAGUGGCGAUAUUGAACGCCUUGGACGUUUUCUAUGGUCGUUACCCGUUAACCCGGGCGCCCUGGAAGCCCUCAACAAAUGCGAAUCAGUACUAAGGGCCAGAGCCCUUGUAGCCUUCCAUACGGGAAAUUUCAGAGACCUUUAUCACAUCUUGGAGUCGCACCGAUUUACAAAGGAAUCCCAUGCCAAACUGCAGGCUAUGUGGCUCGAGGCUCAUUACCAAGAAGCCGAGAAACUAAGGGGAAGACCCCUCGGUCCAGUGGACAAGUACCGUGUCAGGAAGAAGUUCCCAUUACCAAGGACUAUUUGGGACGGGGAACAAAAAACACAUUGUUUUAAAGAAAGGACUAGGGGACUUUUAAGGGAAUGGUAUCUUCAAGAUCCAUAUCCCAAUCCUACAAAAAAGCGGGAGCUAGCACAGGCCACUGGUCUAACCCCAACACAAGUCGGCAACUGGUUCAAAAAUAGACGACAAAGAGACAGAGCAGCAGCAGCCAAAAAUAGAUUACAUCUAAACAGAAGCCACUCAUCAUCCAGUAUGGAUGGGGUCGGAGAACAUGACAGUAAAUCCCCGCCCAUGUCCCCUCUAUCGAUGACGUCAGACGAAGAUGACCUAUGACAUUUCAAUUGAUAUCACGAUGGACUUAAAUUAUAUCAUCGGGUGAUACCUAUAUUCAAGACACCUCCCGGUCUUCAUAGUGCCUGCCUAGCCACUUUAAAACCACGAAGAAGGAACCGUUCGGAAAUAUCUCUCACUCGGAAUGAUAGCUACGAGGACGUGCGAUAGUACGGGGAUCCAUGGCGGCAGCCGCGUUGAUAAGAAGCUGCAAGAACCAAAAUGCCAAUUAAUAAACUAUAAAUAUUUAUUUGUGAACAAUUGACAUUAGACAUGUCGAACAUGCUUUGAAACCAGUGCUAAUUUUAUUUUACAUUAUGGUCGUUUUGACCUAGUUCAUUUUUAAUAA
This is a messenger RNA of Owenia fusiformis, 1295 nucleotides long. The record is from the annotation of a GenBank genome assembly. Lineage: Eukaryota; Metazoa; Annelida; Polychaeta; Sabellida; Oweniidae.